Molecule: messenger RNA, 492 nt
Organism: Drechmeria coniospora
Lineage: Eukaryota; Fungi; Ascomycota; Sordariomycetes; Hypocreales; Ophiocordycipitaceae
Exons: 3
Coding region: 1-492 (163 amino acids)
Source: RefSeq, a predicted model, not a curated record
AUGGUUGUCAUUCACACAAUUCCUGAAUUGCAGGUCGACGUGGUCAUGGAUGGACAAGCCGCGGCCGAAUACGCAACGCCAGACGAGAGUGUAAAGAAAGCUGAGGGUGGAGCUACGAUCCCAAUCGCUCAUCGCUACACGGAAUCGGUCACCGAUCGUCUUCACUUUGAGGCUCACCGUCACCCCAGAGUUUCGGUUUCCUUCGACGGGUUUCGACAGCAGAAUUGUAUGGUGCGGCAGGAGAAAGGGCCGUCACGGUUGGCAAACAUUUCUAUUUGCCCUCGUUUCACACUCGAGGAGGCUACCCCUACAAAGGUUGCCGGCGAUGCCAAAAUGGCCAAGACAUUGGGUACAAUCUGUGUUUCCAUCGCAGUCGGAGCAGGGCUAGCACUCAAGGACUAUGCCGAGAAGACGCGAUUACCAAGGAGCUCGACAUUUGAGCUGGUUGAAAAGUCCAUCAAAGGGAAGGAACUGUCGCAUGGAGCGGCGUAG